Molecule: messenger RNA, 797 nt
Organism: Manihot esculenta (cassava)
Lineage: Eukaryota; Viridiplantae; Streptophyta; Magnoliopsida; Malpighiales; Euphorbiaceae
Product: pectinesterase inhibitor 3
Exons: 1
Coding region: 46-636 (196 amino acids)
Biological process (GO): negative regulation of catalytic activity
Molecular function (GO): enzyme inhibitor activity
Source: RefSeq, a predicted model, not a curated record
AGCCAUGACAAGCAUUAUACAGCUACAGCUACUGAAGACUGUACGAUGCCUCCCUUCUUCUCUCUCCUUCUCUUCAUUUUCCUCUCUUUCACUCCCAGCUCCGCCGCUCCAAACUUCAGCCAGAAUGCACAGCAAGAUCUGGUCCGUUCAUCGUGCCUCCAUGCCAGUUACCCUACCCUAUGCAUCCACACUCUCUCCUCAUACUCCGGCCCGGCCAACACCCCUCGCGACCUCGCCCAAGCCGCCGUCAAGGUCAGCCUGGCUCGUGCCAGUAAGGCGUCGAAGUACCUAAGCUCCCUCUCAGGGCUUAAAGCUAAGAGAGAAAGAGUCGCACUAAGUGAUUGCGUUGAGCAGAUAUCUGAUGCAGUGGAGGAGUUGAGCAGCACACUGGAUGAGUUGAAACAUUUGAGAAGCGAAACGUUCCGAUGGCAGAUGAGCAAUGCGGAGACGUGGGUGAGCGCUGCUCUGACGAACGAGGACACGUGUCUUGAUGGAUUUGAGGGAGUUGAAAGCAAGGUGAAGAGUGAUGUGAAGCGAAAGAUCAGAAAUAUGGCUAGGGUUACUAGUAAUGCUCUGUAUAUGAUUAAUAGGCUUGACGAGAACAGCGGUGGCAGGCCUAGCGUCGAUAAUCCUUGAAGAUGGUUUUCGUGUGAUUGUGAAAUUAGUCUUUUGAGUAAUUACUCUUUACUGUGUUUUUUUUUCUCUUUUCUUGCUGUUUUGAUUUUUGUAACUAAUUUUAUAGAAGUUGUACGUAUUUAAUAUUCCAAUUUAAUGCUACGUAGACGAGUUUUUUUCCA